Molecule: messenger RNA, 1737 nt
Organism: Candida albicans SC5314
Lineage: Eukaryota; Fungi; Ascomycota; Pichiomycetes; Serinales; Debaryomycetaceae
Gene: SCW4
Product: Scw4p
Exons: 1
Coding region: 1-1737 (578 amino acids)
Biological process (GO): cell wall organization; carbohydrate metabolic process
Cellular component (GO): cell surface; extracellular region; fungal-type cell wall
Molecular function (GO): glucan endo-1,3-beta-D-glucosidase activity; 1,3-beta-glucanosyltransferase activity
Source: RefSeq, a predicted model, not a curated record
AUGAAGUUGGAUUAUAUUUUAGCUUCCCUUGUCAUUGCCAGUAUAACUGAAGCUGCUCCAAUUAAAAGAGGGUUGCUUGAUGAUUUAUUUGGAACCAGUAGUUCUAAUACUGCUGCUGCAGCUCCGGCUGCUGCCCCUGCUCCGGCUGCUGCCCCUGCUGUUGCCCCUGCUGCCCAACAAGCUGCCAAUGUUAAUACUGCUCCGGCUGUUUCUCCGGCUGCCACAACAACUGCUGCUGCUGCUUCAAGUAAAGGAUUUUGGGCAGGAUUGUUUGAUGGAGGUCUGACUAAUACUGCCUCAACUGCGGCUGCUCCAGCUGCUCCAGCUCAAGCACCAGUAUCUGUAGCUUCUGCUGCUGCUGCUCCUGCUGUUGCUGUUGCUGUUGCUCCAGCUGCUUCCACUCCAAAAUCUACCAGUUCUUCAUCAUCAUUUGGAGGAUUUUUCAGCAAUUUGUACAAUGACUUUUUUGGAUCAUCAUCUUCAUCUUCAUCUGCUAAUGCCAAUUCACAACCACAAGCACCAGCCCAAGCCCAAGCUCCAGUACAAGUUACAAAACCUACAGCCGCUGCCCCAGUUGUCGUAACUAGUGAACAGGUAUACACGUCUGUCGUUACUUCUGCUACUGCUGCUCCUGCAGCCGCUGCAACUGCAAGUUCUGAUUCUGAUGAUUAUUCAGCUGAAGGUUUAUUUGGAUUCUUGUUUGGUGGUGGUAGUGAUGGUGGUAAAGCAUCAGCUGCUGCUUCUGCUUCCGGGUCUGUUUCUUUAAACCCAAUUGAUGGUUCGGGUUUAGGCUCUGGUUCAGGAUCAGGUAAUUCUGCUGGUAAUUCUGGUUCUUCAUCGGGUACCACUUUAGGUAUCGGUUACCAAGGAGGAUCACCAGGUAAAAAUACUGCUUCUAUAAAUACUGCCACUGCUACUGCUGUCAACGGGGGUAGUGCUGCUGGUGCCACUGCAGCUGCUGGUUCUUUGGGUAUAACUUAUUCUCCUUAUACUAAAUCAGAUGGAUGUAAAAGUGCAUCUCAAAUUGCCCAAGAUAUUGCUAAAUUAUCCAAUUAUGAAGUCAUUAGAUUAUACAGUACUGAUUGUUCCGGAAUUGAAAAUGUGUUAUCAGCCAUGGGUUCUAAUCAAAAAUUGUUUUUAGGUGUUUGGAACAUUGACAGUCCUCAAGGGGAAUUACAAGAUAUUGUUAGUGCUAUCAAGCAGAGUUCUAGCGGUUGGAACGUUGUUCACACUAUUGCUAUUGGGAAUGAAAGAGUUAAUGCUGGUGCUGCCAGUGUGGCUCAAGUGCAACAAGCAGUUGACAUAUCUAAGAAAUACUUGAAAUCUCAAGGAUACAAUGGUCCAAUUGUCACGGUUGAUACUUUAGUGGCCUAUGUUGGAAACCCACAAUUGUGUGAAAUGUCUGAUUACCUUGCGGUCAAUUCUCAUCCAUAUUGGGAUGGAGGUGUUCAACCAGAGAAUUCUGGACAAUGGUUGUUGCAACAAAUUGCACAUUUGCAAAGUGUAUGUGGGUCUUCAAAAGAUGUGUUAAUCACUGAAACAGGUUGGCCAACACAAGGUGACUCUUACGGUCAAUGUGUUCCUUCCGUGCAAAACCAAGUUGCUGCUGUGAAAUCCAUUGUCAAAUCCCUUUCUGACAAGGUUAUUAUGUUUACCAUGUUUAAUGAUUAUUGGAAAGAUCCAGGUGCAUAUAAUGUUGAACAACAUUGGGGAUUAUACGGUGAUCCAUCAUCUUAG